Fraxinus pennsylvanica is the source of this 774-nucleotide messenger RNA. The record is from the annotation of a GenBank genome assembly. Lineage: Eukaryota; Viridiplantae; Streptophyta; Magnoliopsida; Lamiales; Oleaceae.
AUGUAUGGGUUUUUACCAUGCUCAAAGAGUAGUCUUGGACAUUUGUUCUUGAUUAUUGUUUAUGAAUAUCUUUUGUUUCAUGGAGAAUCCUAUGUUGCCUCCGGAGGAGAGAGGAUUUUCAAAAUUCUUGGUCCUGGUGUUUUUGGUGCUAGUAUUUUUCAAGUUAUCGGUUCUCUUCCUGAAGCAUUGAUCUUACUUGCUUCCGGGCUCUUGAACAGUAAAGAAACUGCUCAAGAAUGCGUGCAAGUGAUUCUUGGACCAAGAUCAUGGGUGGAAACAUCCAUUGUUGCUGAGGUUAUUGAACACAAUGAUGUUCCAAUUCUAUCAUUUGCCGACUCUAGUUCGCCGUGGGCAGCUGAGCGUAUCCCGUUCCUUGAUAAAGUGGCGGCCAGCACAUACACACAAAUGAAGGCAGUAGCUAAUAUAAUUCAAUCCUGGGGGUGGCGCCGAGCAAAUGUAAUCUACGAGGACACAGAUUCUGCAGCAAUGGCAUUAGUCCUUAUCUACAUGGCCUAUGAUGCCAUGCAGACAGUGGGAUUAGCAAUGAAUCAAGGCGAUGUCAACAGUGGCCGGAAACUUUUGAAAAGUAUUUUGAAAAUAUAUUUCAACGGAUUAAGUGGGAAAAUCCAGUUUAUGCAGCAAAAAUUAGAGCCUGCGACUCAAUUUCAGAUAAUCAAUAUCAUUGGAAAGGAGUAUAGAGAACUGGGAUUUGGACUGGUGAAGGAUUCUCCAAUAGUAUUGAUGGAGUGUACAGUUCUUCCAUGGAGAGAGUAG